Racocetra persica is the source of this 453-nucleotide messenger RNA. The record is from the annotation of a GenBank genome assembly. Lineage: Eukaryota; Fungi; Glomeromycota; Glomeromycetes; Diversisporales; Gigasporaceae.
AACCAGAAUGCCCUCCAAGCAGUUUUAAGAAAAAUAGCUAACGCUUUCAAAAAUGCUACUGCUGAACCUGCUGCUUCCCCAAGAGCUUCUGUUUAUAAAACUAACUUAGUAUGUAUAGAACCAUUUUUUGGAGGCUUAAAACCAAAAACCGCCUUAUGGUUAAGUAUCGCCGAACCUCCUACAUUGGAAAAAGCUAUACUUGGUGCUCGUAAAAUCGAAGCUAGAGAAUAUUAUAAUAGUAAAAGAUACGAGCCUGAAGUCGAAAAAAAAGCCUUUGAUAAAACAGAAGAAAGAUAUAGGUUUAUCCUACCCCGAUCAGAAAUCCUAGUUCUACUUCCAGUAAAUAUGAACCCUUCACAACCUAUAUCUCAAGCUCUGGUAGUACUACCAGUUAAUAUAAACCUAUCACUGGUACCAAAAGUCCCAGUAGUCCCUCCUGCAAGACUUCAAUGA